AUGACCAAGUGUAUCUACUGUGGGCUCUGCCAAGAAGCUUGCCCUGUCGACGCCAUUGUUGAGGGGCCAAAUUUCGAAUUUUCGACCGAAACACAUAUGGAGCUGCUUUACAACAAGGAAAAAUUACUGACGAAUGGUGAUCGAUGGGAACCGGAAUUAGCCGCAAAUAUCCAAGCAGAAUUCUUGUAUCGAUAA
Messenger RNA from Cooperia oncophora, 195 nucleotides. The record is from the annotation of a GenBank genome assembly. NCBI's taxonomy places the organism in Eukaryota, Metazoa, Nematoda, Chromadorea, Rhabditida, Trichostrongylidae.